UCUGUUCUGUUCAGUGUCCAUACAAAUUUUUGUGCGUCAUAUUUUCUCCUCCUUCUCUCUCCUUUUACUUCCCCGAGCCUUCUCCAUAUUCAGAGAGAGAAGAUUAAUUAAAAUUCGUAAUCUGAUUUUUUCCCAUUGUUUUCUGGGUUUUAUUUUUCCAUCAGGUUAAUUGGAGUUUCAAGAUUUAAAGAGUCGAGAUUCUUGGCAGAUUUCACGCAACAAUUGAUUCUUUCUUCUACAUUCCAGCCUUCUUGGUUACAUAUAUAUACACAAUAACUGUAUUACAUACAGUUACGGUUACGGUUUAUAGAUAUAAAUUCUCAUUGUGGACGCGUGGCUACAGUUUUGAAUUCGUGACUUUCUGGGAUUUUGUCUCAACUCGGAGAUGGGAUAUGUAUGAAUCAACUGUUUGAUCUGAAUUUAAUUGAGUCAAAUUCAAAUAAUCAUCAGCAAUUCCAGCUGGGUGUAAUUAGGUAGGAGAUUUUUGUUAUUGAAAAUGAUGCGAAUGAAGACUAAAAGUAAUGGGACGCCACCAAUGAAUGAGAGUUCCGCUGGUGGCGGUGGCGGCCGAGGUGGUAGCGGUAAUACUGAUGCUUGGGAACUUAGGCCUGGUGGAAUGCUGGUUCAGAAGCGUACUGAUGCUGACGAAAACCAGGCACCACCACCAACUAUUCGGGUUCGGGUCAAAUACGGGUCGAUUUACCACCAAAUUCAUAUCAGCUCUCAAGCUACCUUCGGGGAGUUGAAGAAGAUGUUAACAGGGCCAACGGGAUUGCACCACCAGGAUCAGAAGUUAUUUUACAAAGAUAAAGAGAGGGAUUCCAAUGCAUUUCUUGAUACUGCAGGAGUUAAGGACAAAUCGAAACUUGUCCUAACAGAGGAUCCAAUUAGCCAAGAAAAACGGUAUCUUGAGAUGAGGAAAAAUGCUAAAAUGGAAAAGGCUGCAAAAUCAAUAUCAGAAAUCAGCUUGGAGGUGGAUAGGUUCGGUGGACAGGUUUCAGCUUUUGAAUCUGUAAUUUCUAAAGGUGGAAAAGUGGCUGAAAAAGAUUUAGUAAAUCUGAUCGAGUUAUUGAUGAAUCAACUGCUUAAAUUGGAUGGAAUUAGUGCUGAUGGGGAUGUCAAAUUACAGAAGAAAAUGCAGGUGAAACGAGUGCAGAAGUACGUCGAGAUUCUUGAUACGCUGAAGAUAAAAAGCUCGACGCCCGUUAGCAGUGGAACAUCAACUCAACAGAACCAGCAACAGAAGUACUCAAAUGGGCAUGUUUCGACACCAGUUCAAGAAUCGCGGUACUCAAAUGGAAGUGCUUCAUCUCCCGUUCAACAGCAACAACCCCAGAAUCCUUUCGGGUUGUCAUUAAUGAAUUCACCACCGAAGCAACAAAAGCCGCCCUCGACCUCAGGAGCUUUUGUGAUAACAACAAAGUGGGAAACAUUCGAUUCUGCACCUGCACCGUUGAUGGCGGGUGCCCCUUCAUCAUCCACAGUGGCUUCAAGGACAAUAAAUCCAGAACAAUCUAGUUUUAGCUGGGAUUUGCUUUGAGUAGAUAGUAGGACAAAGUAUAGAUGUGCAUUGUGGACUUGUUGCUUUGGUAUCUAUUCUCCAUUCUUUUCUGUAUUUAGAGUUUUGUUAUAUGUGUAACUCACUUGGUGCUACUAUGUGAUAGUGAUAUAUAUUCUGUUCACUUAAUUUAUACUAAAUCCAUGCUUGUUUUUGAUA
Messenger RNA from Olea europaea var. sylvestris, 1717 nucleotides. Its product is annotated as BAG family molecular chaperone regulator 2-like. Bases 497 to 1540 code for a protein of 347 amino acids. Gene Ontology annotation, cellular component: cytoplasm. NCBI's taxonomy places the organism in Eukaryota, Viridiplantae, Streptophyta, Magnoliopsida, Lamiales, Oleaceae. Gene Ontology annotation, biological process: protein stabilization. Gene Ontology annotation, molecular function: adenyl-nucleotide exchange factor activity; protein-folding chaperone binding. The record is from RefSeq and is a predicted model, not a curated record. The transcript has 5 exons.